Messenger RNA from Tetrahymena thermophila SB210, 864 nucleotides. Its product is annotated as kinase domain protein. Gene Ontology annotation, molecular function: protein binding. The transcript is spliced from 10 exons. The record is from RefSeq and is a predicted model, not a curated record. NCBI's taxonomy places the organism in Eukaryota, Ciliophora, Oligohymenophorea, Hymenostomatida, Tetrahymenidae.
AUGGAAUAACAAAAUACAAUCUAUUUUUAAUUAAAAACAUUUCUAAGCUCGAAUUUAUCUUCACACAAAUAUGUCCACUUAAAACUCAUGGAUUACAAAAUUGAUUCUAAAAAAGAUGUAACUUAAUUAGCAUCUGCGUUGGCUAAGUGUUCUUAAGCUUCAAAUAUGACUAUUGAUCUUUACGAAAACAAAAUUGGAUAAUUUGGAGGAUCUGCUAUAGGGACUGCUUUAGCAAGCUGCUUAAACCUAUAAGCAAUUCAAUUAAUCUUAAUAUCUUGCAAUUUGGGUGAUUAAGGCGCAGUUGGAUCUUGCUCUGGUCUAGAAAACUGUAAAAACUUAAAAUAGCUAAAUCUGAGUCUUUGUCAAAAUAAAAUUGGUCCAAAUGGUGCUUAUAAUUUGGGUUAAAUAUUAUAAAAAUGCAAUAAUUUAUAAGAUGUUGAAAUAGAUAUGAGUAAAAACUAGAUUGGUGAUUUGGGUAUUUCAAACUUUUGUUCUUCGUUACAGAGCUGCUAAAAGCUUUCUCGUUUGAGCAUUUGGUUAAAUUAAGGUAGUAUUAGCUCAUCAGGCAUAAAUAGUUUAAGUUAAGCUUUAGUUAAUUAUCCCAGCUUACAAAUUCUAUAUCUUAUUUUCAAUGAAAAUAAUAUCACAGACUCUGGGGUAGAUUAGUUGGGCUAAGCCUUACAAAAUUGCUAAAAUCUAAUCUACUUAUUUCUCCUAUUAGAAGAAAAUUCAAUUUACUCAUAAUGUCAAUAAAGAAUCUACAGGCGAAUAAAAAAAGUUAAAAAAUUAGUUAAUUAUUACAUUUCUUUUGAUAAUGGUCACUGUUGUGAAUGUGAUUAUGAGGAAGAAGCAUAUUACGAAUGA